Messenger RNA from Rhizoctonia solani, 1164 nucleotides. RefSeq lists its product as uncharacterized. Bases 1 to 1164 code for a protein of 387 amino acids. The transcript is spliced from 5 exons. Gene Ontology annotation, biological process: regulation of cell cycle; negative regulation of TOR signaling. Gene Ontology annotation, cellular component: TSC1-TSC2 complex. Lineage: Eukaryota; Fungi; Basidiomycota; Agaricomycetes; Cantharellales; Ceratobasidiaceae. The record is from RefSeq and is a predicted model, not a curated record.
AUGUCCCCUCGCCCGCGGCACGCCAUGGCCGAAGAGGCCCUGUCGAUCCUCCAGCGGGACGUGCUCAUACUCCGGAACCAGCUCAAUUUCGAGAUUUAUCUCAAGGAGCUCGUGCAGCAGCAUGUCGGCCGGUUGCAUCAGGAUAAGAUUGUUUCGAGGAGCGAGGAGGCGGAGAGACAAAGUCUGCAUGUGAAACUUAAAGACUACAAGGCAAAGCUGACUAAAGCUCAAGAAGACCUCGCGACGACCCGGGCCGAGGCGGCUGGGACCAAGUCGAGGCAUACACAAUGGGUGACCGAGUUGCAGGAUAAGCUCACCCGGUUCAGGGAGGAGAAGCGUAGUUGGGCGGCCGAGGCUGUCGAGCUGAGGGGCGAGGUUAACGAUGCUAGGGCGGCUUUGAAGGCACAGAAUGAAGCACUGGCUGAUGCGCUGAACGAGGUGUUCAACCUCAAACAGCAGUUACGCGAGUCGGCGCCCAAGGUGGACAAAAUCGCUGCAUACGAACAGAGGAUAGAUCAGUUGGUCAAGGCACAGGCUCUGAGGUAUAUUCUCAAGCGUCGUAUUCCAUAUUCGAUUCUCACUCUAGUCCAAAGGGAUGACUCGCCCGAAAUGCGAGCUUACCGCGAAGACCGUGCCAAGUUGGAUGAAAUGAUUAGUAACUACGCCAAGAUGGAACUUCAGCUCCAGAGUUUACAGCAUGCAAACGAACAGUUGACUGCGCUCCACAAGACUCAGGAAGACGAGCUUAACCACGCAAAUUCGCAAGUGACGGACCUCACACGUCGUCUCGCAUCUGCCACAACUCAGAACCCAUUCUCUCGCUCCGCAAUAAAAGCCGCAGCCGCAGCUCAAGACCAAAUCAACAAACUCGAAGCAGAAAACAAAGAACUGAGCAACAAGAACAUGGUACUCAUGGACGAAAUCGACGAAGUGAAAGCCAUGGUCGAGUUUUUAAGGAGUGAGCGAGUCAAUUUUGGAGCUGGCGGGCCAGGAUCGCCGGUUCAGCGGAUCGUGAGCGGGACAGGCUCGUUGCCUGCCCAGACCCAGUCUGAACCCAUUACCGGAACCGGGCCUUCGCCCAGGUUGGACUCGAGUGCGUUGGCGGAUUUGGCGGAUGCGACGGCUGCCCCAGGUGAAUCGAGUGAUGUGGCUACGACUGCUUAA